Molecule: messenger RNA, 3418 nt
Organism: Cercospora beticola
Lineage: Eukaryota; Fungi; Ascomycota; Dothideomycetes; Mycosphaerellales; Mycosphaerellaceae
Biological process (GO): secondary metabolic process
Molecular function (GO): CoA-ligase activity
Source: RefSeq, a predicted model, not a curated record
AUGAUUAAGAUGGCUUCUACAGUACAAACUCUUUUGGAUUUGCUUCGACAGAGUGCUGAGAGUGGCACGGAUGCAGGCAUCGUCGCAUAUCCUCUUCACAAUACCGUCGAAGCACGACGCAUCACAUAUUCACAGCUGUUAUCAGAAUGCAGGAGGAGGGCUUCGUUGCUAGCAAGACAACGAGGUUUCACAAGAGGAGGCAUCAUUCUGUUACAAUUCAACGACCAUCUUGACAACAUCGUCUGGUUUUGGACCGUUCUCCUAGCAGGAUGUAUACCAGCUCUCUCAUCACCACUACCCAACGACCUUGAUCAACGACGACAACAUCUGGACCACUUGAACAAGCUGUUCGAUGCUCCGAUAUGUUUGACAAGGCAGACAAGCUUCGCAGACUUCGCCGUCUGUCCAAGCCUAUCACUUCUCGCAAUCGAUGCCAUCGAAGCCCAGACAUCCAACAACGACAAGCAUAUCGACUAUCUCCCCAUCCCAACACCAACCCCCUCCGACCUAGCGGCUCUAAUGCUCACAUCCGGAAGCACAGGCAACGCAAAAGCCGUCGAACUCACCCACCAACAAAUCCUCUCCUCGAUAUCCGGAAAAGACAGCGUCACAAAACUCCACAACAACUCGCCUCCCAUCUCCUUACUAAACUGGAUCGGCCUCGACCACGUCGCAGCUCUAACCGAAACCCAUCUCCUCGCCAUGUAUCGCAACCUCAAUCAAAUCCACAUCCAACCACCCGACAUCGUAUCCGAUCCUCUACUUCUGCUUCGAAUGAUAACAAAACAUCGCGUAGCGAGGACUGUGGCGCCGAAUUUCUUGCUUGCGGCACUACUCAAAUCCAUUGAGCAAGCUGAUGAAAAGGAAUUGGACAGCAUCGAUUUAUCAACUCUCACACAAUUCGUUUCAGGAGGAGAGGCGAAUCCUGUGAAACUUUGUGCGAAACUUGAUGAGGUUCUUCAGAAGUUUGGGGCACCGGCGGGAGUUUUGCAGCCUGCUUUCGGGAUGACGGAGACUUGUGCUGGUUGUACGUAUAAUGUUGAGUCUCCCGAGAUGGACGUGGAGAGUGGGAUGGAUUUUGCUUCGUUGGGAAAGCCGGUUGGGGGGUUUGAGGUUAGGGUUAUUGGUAGAGGAGAGGAAGAGGACUCGACUGAGCAGCUCGGACAGCGCGGCAUUCUGCAGAUCCGAGGGCCUAUGGUUUUCUCAAGAUACUACAAUAACCCGAUCGCGACAGCAGAAGCUUUCACCGAGGAUGGCUGGUUCGACACCGGCGACGAAGCUAUCAUCGAUAGUGCUGGACGAUUGCAUCUCGUUGGACGCAUCAAAGAUCAGAUUCGGAUUAAUGGCGUGAGCAUCGUAGCAUCAGAUCUGGAAAGUCAACUCAAUGCUCUGUCGCUCAGUGGCGCACAAGAUGGCUUCUUCGCUGCUUUCGGAUAUCGAUCGACUCCUACAAGCGAUGAGAGUCUAGCAAUCCUUUACUUACCGACUUGGACUGAGGACGACAUCCAGAGACAGACGACACACAGCGCUAUUGUGCAGAGUGUCAUGCGAAGCCAUGGCAUCGCUCCGUACGUUCUGCCCGUUGACAACACCAUCCUGCAGAAAUCGACAUUGGGCAAGCUUUCCCGAGGAAAACUGAGACGAGCUCUGGAGCAGGGGAAGUUGAGGUCAUAUGAGCAGGCCAAUGCUGCGAAGAGUGCCUCUGUUGCCGUCGAGCCGAGGAACGAGCUGGAGGCACGACUACUCCGGAUCUUUCGAGAGGCUUUGGAGCACAGCCUCGAUCUUUCGACACUGGACAUUGUGACUCCUUGGUUCAAUCUGGGUAUCACUUCGAUUCAGCUGAUCCGACUAAAACGGAAAAUCGAGCUUGGUCUGGAAUUGGCCGAAGUCCCCUUGGUCAAGCUUUUGAAGUGUUCGACGAUCGAGGAGUUGGCAGUAGAGCUUCAGCCAAGGAGGCGAAGAGACAGUGUUACAGAUUUGGAUGUGGAGAUUGAAGAAGAGGCACCAUCGGCUGCGUAUGAUCCUGUCGUGAAGCUGCGAACACAAGGCAGCAAGGCACCUCUCUGGCUCUUCCAUCCAGGAGUCGGUGAGGUCUUGGUCUUCAUCGACAUGGCUAAGGAAGUUACAGACCGGCCAGUGUAUGCUCUGCGAGCUCGAGGCUUCGAUCCCGGAGAAGGGUUUUUCAACAGCAUCGAGGAGGCAGUGGACACCUAUUACCGCGCCAUCAAAAAGCAACAGCCACAUGGUCCGUAUGCACUCGCGGGCUACAGCUAUGGCGCGAUGCUGGCAUUCGAGACAGCGAAGAGGUUGAACAAUGAUGGCAAUGGCAAUCAGGUUCAAUUUCUCGCCAGCUUCAACUUGCCUCCGCAUAUCAAGUUCCGCAUGCGGCAGCUGGACUGGCGAGCGUGCGCUUUGCAUCUUGGACAUUUCCUGGGGCUACUCCAUGAUCCGGACCUGGAUGACAAUCCGGGAGGGACAGGUCCAGCAGAUCAUGCAUCGACUGUCAAGGCCAUCUUCGACAAUGCGCCUCAACAGCGUCUCAGUGAGCUUUCACUGACUCCGGCAAAUUUCCAACAUUGGGCAAAUCUAGCGCACGAGAUGCAGUCCAUGGCUCGAGACUACGAACCCGGUGGCAGAGUGUCCAAAAUGGAUGUCUUCUAUUGCCAUCCUUUGGCUGUGGUCGCACAGAGCAAGCAGGAGUGGCUGGACAACCAUUUGAGCCGGUGGAACGACUUCGCAUCGGAUGUCCGCUGCCAUGAGGUUGGAGGUGAGCAUUAUACCAUGAUCGACACGAAUCAUGUCCAGUCCUUCAUGGAAACGUUCACGAAAGCGCUUUCCGAUCGUGGAGUGUGAAGGCAGUCCGGUGGCUGGUGGUUCAAAACCACCUUGCAGAGAUAUGUCUCAGAAUAACGACGUCCCGGUUCGCGGCGAGGUCCGAAAUGGAAAUGUUUGGCUGGAUGCUCAAGGCGGUCAACGAUGACUGCACCUUCUUUGCAGGUCUCAAUAUGGACUGCGUCUUUCAGUAACGGCCUUUUGCGAUCACGAGCCAUCAUGCUUCGCGGCGUUGCGGAAGGUGCAAGUCAAGUCUGGUUCAACUUUCUGCCGAAAGCGCGGCAGUGCUUCCUACUCCGACUCCCUGGCGUGAGAGCAGCGGCAUCGUGAUUACAGCAUUCGCAUCGGCAUUCGCAUCGGCUGUGAAUCACAGUUUUCGGAGGCGCGAGACGGCGGCGAGGGUCCUGGCAGGCCGGCGGGAGGAGCAUGGUGAUUUGGAGCUCAGCAUUGGUGGAGGACCGGCGUUCUUGGAGUUGGACACGUGUGACGAGGCUACGUGGACGUGUAUUCUUCGAUGCUUUGGCGAUGCGAUGCCUGGUGAUAGACGAGAUGACGGUUAGCAGAAUUUAGUGACAUGUGACAAGAG